UUCAACUUUAAUCGUUUGGCAGCACUGUGUGAAAGAAACGACGAAAUCUGUCGAAGAAGUAGCAAUAUUUUUUUAAUUAAAAUAAGCUGGCCAAUUUUCAGCUAGUAACAUUUAUAAAAACAUAAAAAACUAAUAAUAUUUAACAAAUAAUUAACUAAAAUAUAAUAAUAAACAGAAAUUGUGGAAAUAUACCACAAGAAAACGUGAUUUUCUAAAGAAAAUAAAACCAAGAAGUUCACUGUGAGAAAAAAAGGCAGCAGCAGCAAAAAUACUUAAUUGGUCGAGAACUUCAAACCUUCAAAAUAAAAAUUGCAUAGACUAUAUAACGUAAUACUUCAUUACAUUUAUACAACCCACAAAAUACGAGUGAAAAAGUCCAAGAAAUAAAACAACAACCUUAAUUCCUUUAAGGUAUAUUAUGGAAGAAAAAUGUAUCGAUCAAUUUGAAACAGUCGCAUUAAAUCUAACCAAAACUUCUUCAAACAUAACAACAACUAUAACGCCAAGUAACAAUUGUUCCAACAAGACACCAUUUUUUAUAACGUCGUCCUCGUCGUCUUCAACAUCCUCAACAUUAUCGUCCACAUCAAACGGCAGUCGCAGCAGUACUGAUCAAAUCUCUUUAAACUCUUCGGUAGAUAAAGAAGAUUUUGAUAAGGCCACCACAAGUCGUAGUUCCAUGUCUCUGCUACAAGAAGAAUUUGAAACAAAUUCACAACAUGAUUUUGCCGAAGUCUUGGACGAAGACGAUGAGACAACAACAUCGGGAGUAUUGGAAGCAUAUGAGAUAAGUUCCUCAAAUCUAUUGCCAACGACAAAUGAUGAUGUCACCUCAGAACCGGUGGCGGUAGUGGAUGAUAGUUCCUCCACAGAUGCCAUACAAAUAAUAAAGGUUUCCGAUGCAUCCACUGAAUCGGCAGCAAGUAAUAAUGGAUUUUUUAAUCCAUCAGAGAUUUAUGUCAUCAACGAUGAUGAUGAUGACGAGGAGGAAGAUGAUGAAGAUGACGACGUUGAUGAGGAAGAAGAUGUUGUAAAUGAAGCUGAAGAUGAUGACGAUGUUGAAGAAAUUAUUGAGGGCAAUUUAAUAAAUAUAGACGACAAUCUGCAUAUCGAAGAAGACGAAGAUGAUGAUGAUGUAGAAGAUGCAGAAGAUGAAGAGGAAGAAUGUGAUAUGAAUAUCACAAAUCAAUCUUCCCAACGUUCAACACAAAAUACCACCACCUCAACACAGGACUCUUCUACAACACAAAACCAAACUAAUGGUGUUAUUAUGAGUACCAAUGGAGCUAUGAUCUUCUUAGAAACUCCUGUUGUAGAAGAACAACAACAUCAUCAUCACCAUCAUCUCCAUCAUUCGCAAAUUACAAACUCCUCGAAGUCAACGUCCCUCAACGAAUUUGCCAACGAAAACAAUAUGAAGCCAAAACGUUUAAGUGAUGAAUUUUCUAAAAAUUCGGCAAAUACAAAUGAAACUCCCACUUCUUCGACGGCGGCAAGUAGUAAACUUUUGCAAGAGUCCAAUGAUAUGAUUUACGAUUUAACCGAAUCUCAACCCUGUCCCGAGACACAGGCUCAUGAACGCAUGUCAUCACGUUUGAAAAAGAUGAACUUGAAUCACGGCAAUACAAAUAACAAUAUAAAUUCUCAGGAUUUGCCUACUUCCUCCUCUUCAAGUGCAUCGAAUUCAUCAUCGAUCUUAAUGCCCUCACUAUCGGAUAUAGAGUCAAUGGAUUUAAUUGAACGUCGUGACUUUGAACAUGAACAACGUCUAACGGGAGGUAUUAUUUUAAAAUCAAGUUCGCUGAUUAAAAACAACGUGCUUGACUUGGGAUUGGUUAAAUCGCAACAACAACAGCAGCAGCAGAAAAACAAUAACAAUAAUGCAAAUAGUGGAGAGGAGCAACCUUCUAGUAGCCAUUCCAGAGGAUUUUCUUCUGAUAGUAAAUGUACCUAUAAAGAUUUGUCAGCAACACCCACAAGUAGUCGUAAACUAAUGGUACGUCUAACCAAAUCAACUGCCAAAAUGAAUUUGUGCAACACUCUAAGUCAUAAUCAACCACAACAACAACCGCAAUCGCAACAGCAACAAGCGCAGGAACUUACUACAAAAACAUCACAACGCAGCAGUACUGAACAACAACAACAAAUACCAAAAUCUUUAAACCUCUCCGCCAACUCUUCCUCAUUGUCAUCGACAUUAUCUGCCUCAUCAUCCUCCACCAACUCCUCAUCAUUAACACCAGCAAUAGCAUCCUCAUCCGCAUCAGGCAUAACAGCAAAUUCUACCAGCGUUAUUGUGGAAGCCGCCUCUUCACACAAUUCAGAAAUUUAUUCAAAUUCCAAUUCGAACGAUAGUCUUACAUCACGACCAUCUUCAACUAGUUCGACGUUGAAUAAACGUCCAGAAGUAUUAACACAGGAGCAGAAAGUAUACAACAAACACUCAACAGUCGCCGCAGCAUCAUCAACUUCUUUAUCAGCAACAAAUUCUUCAUCCUCCACAUCGUCCAUAUCCUCCACAGCUGCUCCAUCUUGUGUACUCGAAAGUGGCUGUAGUCGCACCAGCGCCAUACAACCUAUUGUCAAUAAUUCUAAUCAUAAUAGUAAUUCAUCCUCCUCCAAUGAAGCACAUGACGAUGAUGUUCAACCCUCCACUUCAUCGGCCAGAUGCCAAUAUGCUCCUCCACCCAGAUCCCAAAGACAAGUGAAUGCAAGUGCUCAAACUAGUGAACGCUAUUUGUCCCGUUCGAAUGCCAUUGCUGGUGGAGCAGGAGUUUCCGCAAAUGCCAGCAACGAUGUUUGCUUGUCAGCGGCCGCUCUACCCAGCCGUAGUGGCAGCGCCAAUCAUCGCCGUUCUGAGAUUUCCCAAAACCUUAUGGAUGGCUUUAGAAUGCUCAACGAACAUUUGGAUAAUAAUUUCACUUUCAAUCACCAGAAUACUUCGUGGAAUGAUUGUGAGGAAAACAAUUCAGAUAUCGAGGAGAUUUGCACGUGUCAUCAGAAUUCCAUGAGUGAUGGCAGCAGUCAUGGCGGUAGCAUUAGUGAUCUAAAUGAUGUUGAUGAACUGGACGGUGGACAUGUGUAUGGCAAAGAUGGUGGCGCCGAUCUAUCCUAUAACAUUAUGCAUAACCUUUCCAUAUCAGAAGAUGCAGCAGCCUCGCCCGAAUGUGUAGGAACACGGAAACGCAAAUACACCGAUACACGUCUAAUGGAACAUGACUACAACUCAGCCACAAUAACGGGUAGUGGAGGUACGGGUGCGAGUCUGGAAAGUAACAGUCGUAAGCGUGUGGCUUAUGAUUUCACUUCAACACCUCGUUCGUCACAAGUUAAUGCGGGAGCUUUGGUUCAUAUUUCCACACCUUCACAAUUAUUGGCCACCUCCUCCACCGGUUCACCUUUAGGCAGACGCACACCACGUUCCCUUAUACCCACAAGAGAUAAUCCGCCACCAGAAUUACAGCAAUGGCUGUCACAAUUCCAACGCUGGUCUCAUGCAGAACGUCUCUUGGCUGUCGAUCGUCUGAUCGAACAUUGUGAACCCACACAAGUGCGUCACAUGAUGAAAGUGAUUGAACCACAAUUUCAACGAGACUUUAUUUCUUUACUACCUCGAGAGUUGGCAUUGCAAGUACUUUCCUAUUUGGAUCCUAAGGAUCUGUUGCGAGCCGCGCAAACCUGUCGCAGUUGGCGUUUCUUGUGCGAUGACAACCUGUUGUGGAAGGAGAAAUGUCGCCAGGCUCAAAUAUUGACUGAACCGCGGACGGAUCGUCCAAAACGUGGUAGAGCCGGUAACAUGCCACCGAUUGCGUCGCCUUGGAAGGCGGCUUAUAUGCGUCAACACAUAAUCGAAAUGAAUUGGCGUUCACGACCCAUACGUCAGCCAAAAGUACUGAAAGGACACGAUGAGCAUGUGAUAACAUGUUUACAAUUCUCCGGAAAUCGUAUUGUCUCCGGUUCGGAUGAUAAUACAUUAAAGGUGUGGUCAGCGGUUACGGGAAGGUGUUUACGCACUUUGGUGGGUCAUACAGGCGGCGUUUGGUCUUCACAAAUGUCGGGCAAUAUCAUAAUCUCAGGUAGUACGGAUCGUACUCUUAAAGUUUGGGACAUGGAAACGGGCCAAUGUGUUCAUACACUUUUGGGUCAUACCUCCACCGUGCGUUGUAUGCAUCUACAUGGCAACAAAGUUGUUAGUGGUUCUCGUGAUGCUACUUUGCGUGUUUGGGAUAUUGAACAGGGUACUUGUUUAAGGGUUUUAGUUGGUCAUUUAGCGGCCGUACGUUGUGUGCAAUACGAUGGUAAAUUAAUUGUAUCAGGAGCUUAUGAUUAUAUGGUUAAAAUUUGGCAUCCAGAACGACCAGAAUGUCUACACACUCUACAAGGUCAUACUAAUAGAGUUUAUUCAUUGCAAUUUGAUGGCAUUCAUGUCGUUAGUGGUUCUUUGGACACCUCCAUCAGAGUUUGGGAUGUUGAAACCGGCAAUUGUAAACAUACUUUAAUGGGUCAUCAAAGUUUAACUUCUGGCAUGGAAUUACGUGAAAAUAUUUUAGUUUCCGGUAAUGCUGAUUCUACGGUUAAAGUUUGGGACAUUACCACGGGACAAUGUUUACAAACCUUGUCAGGUUCCAAUAAGCACCAAUCGGCUGUUACAUGUUUGCAAUUUAAUUCCCGCUUUGUUGUCACCAGUUCGGAUGAUGGCACCGUGAAAUUAUGGGAUGUUAAGACUGGUGAAUUUAUACGCAAUUUAGUUUCAUUAGAUUCGGGUGGUUCGGGUGGUGUUGUUUGGCGUAUAAGAGCCAACGAUACAAAAUUAAUCUGCGCAGUUGGAUCACGUAACGGUACCGAAGAGACCAAACUAAUGGUACUUGAUUUUGAUGUUGAAGGCGCUUGUGUUAAAUGUUCAUAGGAAAUAAAAGCUAAUUAUUUAGUAACAAUAAUCAAGGAAAAUCUUAUCUCCAAAUUGAUUUUAGUACGUUAUUAUGUUUAUAAAUAUUUCUUUAAAAGACGCCAAGUUUUAAUCUAUGCCUAAAGUGAGAAAAACGAAAAAAAAACACAAGUAAUUAUAACAUAUAUACAACUUAAUUUCCAAACAGUUGUAAUAGCAAAAGGAAUGCAAAACAAAAAAGGCUUUAUAAGCUUAAAAAAAUCAUAAUACAAAGGCUAAACUUAACUAAUAAUGCGCAUAGUGUUUUCCAAUUACAAAAACGAAAAAGCCCCCCCCUCUAAAGAUAAUACAAAUACCUUAAAAAA
Messenger RNA from Lucilia sericata (common green bottle fly), 5250 nucleotides. It is a transcript of the gene ago, whose product is annotated as F-box/WD repeat-containing protein 7. Gene Ontology annotation, cellular component: nucleus; cytoplasm. Gene Ontology annotation, biological process: ubiquitin recycling; proteasome-mediated ubiquitin-dependent protein catabolic process. The record is from RefSeq and is a predicted model, not a curated record. NCBI's taxonomy places the organism in Eukaryota, Metazoa, Arthropoda, Insecta, Diptera, Calliphoridae. Gene Ontology annotation, molecular function: ubiquitin binding. The transcript is spliced from 7 exons. The coding region runs from base 419 to 4906 and encodes 1495 amino acids.